ACGGUAGCCGACCACAACACCGGGGAGCAGCAACUGUUACAUUCACGUCUGCCCGCUAAUAUAUGCAGUUUGUAUUGCUAAAUAAUACUCGCAUUAACCUAUUUUAACAGCCACUGCUUUGGCUUUAUCUGGUUUUGCUUUAGCUCUUAUAUAUUUAGACCUCCUCCCCCUCUUCCCCUCCUGCUAAUGGUUAGCCCGCAGAUGCUAUGGCGAGCUAAGGUACCUACAUUCUGCUGCAGAGGAGAGUGCACCAGGAUGAGGAGACUGUAGGCGCCCGCGGUAGUAUGGCCGCGUCCCGUUCAUCGCGUGUCACAAGGUCAUCAGUGGGUCUCAAUGGAUUGGACGAGAACUUUUGUGGUCGAACCCUUCGAAACCGCAGCAUUGCCCAGCCGGAGGAGACGUCCGUGUCUCUGCUACCAAGGGCCCGCUCACCCAAGAAGAAACAGGAGUCGAAGCACGACGGCAAGCAGGAACAGAAACAGGACCUCAAGCAAGAACAGAAACGGGACCUCAAGCAAGAGCAAAAGCAGGACAUCAAGCAGGGGUCGAAGCAAGAGUCGAAGCAGGACAUCAAGAAGGAUUCUAAUCAAGACUCUAAACACGACUCAAAGCAAGAUGUCAAAGAGGACACAAAGGACGAUGCGGAGCAGGACACUCACUUGCAAGAUGACCAGCAACAGGCCUUGGUGGAGGGAGAGGUAACUGAGUCCAGUUUUUCUCCAGCUGAGGCCAGUCAGUGGACCACCUCCAGGAAGCGGGUCGUGCCCUGUUUAGAAAAAAACAUUACCCCAGAGAAGUCCGAGAACUGUGACAUAGGGAAAGCAUUGCGAGAUCCCUCUCCUCAAGUCAAAAGGGCGAAGCGGUGCUCCCUGUCUGGAGAUUCUCAGGGACAGGACAAGGACCAUGGACUUCUAAAGUAUGAAAGCCCAGUCUCUGUUCCAGAGCCUAGUAAGGACAACAAUUGUGAAGAAUCAUCCAGCGAAACCCCUGGUAACACAGCACCUGUCUCACUUAUCCUCGGUAAACAGGAAGGUGAGUUGAGAGGGAUGAAGGCAGAGGAUGACCGUGUGGGGUUUGAUGAGGCAGAUUUGCCCCCAGAUUCUUAUAAGGCCUCUAAUGGACUCGGUGAGGAUAAAGCAGAAGAAUCUAGCAAACACACUGAACAGCUUGGUGCAAAUCCCACCUCUGCCACAGACUCCCCAUUGCUGCUGAACGGCAGCCAGAUGGGGGUUCCCUUAUCCCCCGACCCCUCUGUGCCUUUUAGAAACUCUGUCCCUGUGCAGAUGGAGGUCUCAGGCUCGGAGGAUUUGCCAGCCUCAUCUGCACUAACGUUUGAGGGCGCUCCAGAAGAUCCUGUUCCUGAGUUGAUAGUGGCCAAAGAACAGGAGGUUGAGAUAGAUUUGGUAGUUGACUCAUUGUGUCUGGCGCACGAGGAGCAGGUGACAUUGACAACAAACAUUGAGAGUGAUCCCAAUGGCCGUCUGCCAUCACCAGUGCAGAACACUCCCGCCUCAACCUCAUCCACCACGAACUGUAGUUCAAUCAACAUCAGCCACUCAGGAGAAACUACACCCCCUUCCCCCACAGAGCCAGGGAGGAAUCCCUCAAUAUCCAGCACGUCCCCUUCUUUCAGAGAGCUCUAUGAACACAGAUACACCCUUAGGACUUCACCCAGGACUGUUGUGUCUGAUGGCAAAGCAUCCCCCCCCAAACCCAGCUCUCCUCUCACAGACAGUGCACCCUUAAAGGGAGAAGGGGGGGUGGGGGACUGUAAAACAGGAGAGGAACUUGUUUGCUCAGACUCAGUCGGCCUCUCCAGUGAGGAGAUGGUUUCAUUGAAUCCUGUAGGCUUGGCAGAUGAGAAGGAUGGUGGCUUUUUGGAGGGCAAAGGGAUUGAGAGUACCAAGGAGCUGACGCGGAGCCAGGCUGCAGAGGAGGAGGAGGACGAGGAGGAAGAGGAGGAGGAGGAAGAAGAUGAGGAGGAGGAGGAGGAAGAAGAAGAAGAGGAAGAGGAGCCUGAUGUGUAUUACUUUGAAUCAGACCACCUGGCUCUUAAACACAACAAAGAUUAUCAGAGACUGCUGCAGACCAUCGGAGUCCUGGAAGCCCAGCGCACACAGGCCAUUCACGACCUGGAGAUGUUGGCAUGUCAGCAGAGUGAAGCUCUCUCUGAUCCCAUCAGCUUUGUGGAGCAGCUGCAGAAACAGGUCAAUCUGAGUUUGCCGUGUCCUCAGCGGGUCGUCCAACUUCCUGACAUUGCUUGGGAGCAGUACACCUCAGGCCUGGGUGAUUUUGAGAGGGAGUUCUGUGACAAGAAACGGAAAACCAGGCAGCUGAAGUUAAUCUUUGACCAAGGUUUGCCUCUCCGACCAAAAAGUCCUGUUGAAACCAAGAAGGAAGGUGAAUGCUCCACCAUGUACUCCUCUCUGCCCACAAGUGAUGCCCCAGAGAACGGCGGAGAGACACAAAUGAUCAGGGGGAGGAUUUGUCACCCAAAUAAGCCUGACACAUUUAACCAGCUGUGGACUGUGGAAGAACAGAAAAAACUGGAGCAACUUCUUCUUAAAUUUCCUCCAGAGGAAGUGGAAUCCAGAAGAUGGCAAAAGAUUGCUGAUGAGCUUGGCAAUCGCACUGCCAAACAGGUUGCUAGUAGAGUUCAAAAGUAUUUCAUCAAACUGACAAAAGCUGGUAUCCCUGUGCCUGGAAGAACCCCCAACCUGUGCAUGUACACUAAAAAGACCUCCAGUAAGCGACAGCACCACCUUAACAAGCACCUUUACCGACCAUCCACAUUCCUGACCUCCUACGAGCCUCCCGUCUACAUGGAUGAAGAGGAAGAGCGCUCGGCGUAUUACAACAGCAUGCAGGAUCCUUCCGCUGAUGAUUCAGAUGAUGAGAGCGUACCUGUGGAGUUAAGAAACUUGCCAGAGUACAAAGAGCUUUUGGAGCUGAAGCGGCUGAAAAAACAGAAGCUUCAGGAGAUCCAGGAGGACAACGCUGGAGUUCAGCACGUAGGCUUCAAGUGUGACGUGUGUGGAAUGGAUCCGAUCCAGGGAGUACGGUGGCACUGUCAGGACUGUCCACCAGACAACUCGGUCGAUUUUUGCUCCAACUGUUCUGACUGCUUGUACAAGACGGAGACCCACAAGCCUAACCACCACCUGGAACCAGUGCAUCAGCCUGAAACCUUCCUGGACAGGGACUACCGCCUGCCGCAGACCGCUGGCUAUAACUAUCUGGACCCUAACUACUUCCCAGCUAAUAGAUGACAGGGUUCCAAGCGGCCCUAGUUCCAGGCUCUCUCCACAUAUCCCACAGGCCACUCUGCAUGGCUCCAUCCUCCAAGUUCAAGAUAACUGCUUAACCCGCUGCCAGGCAGGAAGGCCAGCUGGCAGGCAGGCGGCGUUGGGCCUCAGCGCGGGCCUCUACUGCUGCUGGGGGGGCCGUGGGUUACUGACCUCCCUGACUUGAGCAAAGAGCGGCCAUGUCGGUUCCUUAGAUAAAAGGGUGGCCAACGCUUCAAUUCAGCCAGAUUAUUCAGUGGGUCUGUGAUUUGAAAUGAUACACUAUUUAAAAAAAAAAAAAAAAAAAAAACAACAAAAAAAACAGAAUGCACACAACAUUCCUAAAAUCUGUAAGUGGAGGAGGGCAGUCCCUGCUUCCCCUCUUCUCCCCCUUCCCCCUUUCCCUCCUGUUACCUCCCUGUGCUGCUUCGAAACUGGAGAAUUUGGUGAUGAAGUCUGGUGAAGUGCCACCUAAAUGAAACUGUGCGGUUGACCAGUGUGUCAUAGUGGACUGUCAAAUCAUCAACUGAGAUACACAAAGUCGGUUUUUAUGUGUGUAUGUGGUCGUUGUGAUAUGCAAGAUUGACAAAACUGUUUUAGUUUAGGUAUCCAUAGAUCUAGUAUUUAUGAGUCGCGGGGUGCUGUGGGAGAAGUCGGGCCGACCCCCCGCGAUGGAAGCUAGUGUGCGUUUUUGGCUGCGAACCUGGGACGUUCUGCUAAACCACACGGUCUUCUGACGACAAACCUGUAUGUGUUAAAUGGAUUGUGCGCCAUAUUUCAGCAUGGAGCCAUCCCCACCACUGUCACACGAUGCUGCUCUCGACCCCAUUCACCUUUUAAACACACACACUCGUUCAUCUGUUUUGUUUUGCUCUCUCCACUAAGACGUGUACAACAAGGAAGCACUACAACAAGGAGAGCAUUUUUUUAUUUUAAGGCAAGUGAAUGAGAACAUGAAAAAAAUCCCCAACUUUUCUUUUUUACCCCCCACAUCCCACAUGUGUGCUGAUGUUGAUCUUGUUGAGUGUUCAAGUAAAUGGUGAAAAGUAGCCACUGCUAGUUGCCGUGUGCCAUUUUAAAGAAGGUUUUUUUUUUCUUUUGAAGGGAGGUGACCGUAAGUCUGGCCACAUCUCCCAUUUUGAGAGGCUCCAUCGACCCCCUCUGUUCUAUGUUAUUGAUCUUGUCAUUAUGCCUCUAGAUCUUUAAUUUUCAGCCCACUUUAAAAGGUCCAUUUAAAAGAUUGUAUUUUUAUUAAUCUAUUUAAAAUAAAAAAAAUAAAAAAAUUGAGGUAGUGGUUGGUGCCGCCACGGUGGAACGACCCACGCAGUUUUAUACACAUAGAUUUUGUUGUGCUUGAGUAGACACCAUUUUGUAUGGUUUUUGUCUCCUUUCCUCACCCCCUUUGCCCCGCUUCAAUAUCUGUGUAUAACAGUCUGUUCUUAUGUAAAAAAAAUAAAAAAAUAUCUGUAAAAAAAAAAAAGUGCUAGAGGAGAACCGUGGAAAUAAAAGUAUGUGAAACUA
This is a messenger RNA of Cololabis saira (Pacific saury), 4805 nucleotides long. It is a transcript of the gene zzz3, whose product is annotated as zinc finger, ZZ-type containing 3. The coding region runs from base 285 to 3269 and encodes 994 amino acids. The record is from RefSeq and is a predicted model, not a curated record. The transcript has 12 exons. Gene Ontology annotation, molecular function: zinc ion binding. NCBI's taxonomy places the organism in Eukaryota, Metazoa, Chordata, Actinopteri, Beloniformes, Belonidae.